CUGUGUCUGUAUGUUUGAUUUAAACAGAACUGCAUGAUGAGAAAAAGCUAGAAGUUUUACUGGGUGCCAGAAGAAAAAUAUCAUGGAAGAAGGGAUGCUGAUUUUAGGGGAAAGGUUUGGAGACCCAGUUUUCAUUAAAAAUAAUUCCAAACCAGGAUGAUAUAAACUUUCUAUCAAUAUUAUUUGACAGAGAAUUAUUUUAAAUUAUCCUAUUUACGCUCCGAAGCUGUCAAUUACAUUGGCACUGGAAUGAAUGAUAUGCAGUGAUACACAGGAAGGUGGUUAUGGUGAAGUUUUAAGGUACUAAUAUAAUAACAUAGAUCAGCAUGAAGAAUGCAGAUGAAACUUUCUCCUCCUUCUUCUUCCUUUCCUUGGUAGUGGGAAAUCUAGAGCCAAGAAUCGAAGAUCUAGUAAAAAGAAUUAAUAAAUUGCAGCAAGCUAAGAAGAUAUUAAAUGAAGAGAUCUCUGAGGCAAAUGAACAUAGUAAGACACUUCAGAGAGAACUGGAAAAGUUAAAUGCUGAGAAGUCAAGCCUUGAAGAAACAUGGAAUGAGAAAAAAGAGAUCAGAAAAGUCAUGCAGUUGCACUCAAAGGAGACAGAAGUGGAAAUGCAGAGGGAGCAGAAAUUGAACCUGGUCUGUAAGCAACAAAUUGAAGAACUCACAGCCAAGAUCCAGGUGGAAAAACUGAAGCAGAGGGAGCACAGAUUGGCAUUUGAGCAGUUACUUGAUGAGUUGAUGGAGAAGCACAAGAAUCUCUGGGAACUUUAUGCCAGGGAGAAACCAGUGGCUGACAUGAGAGAGAGUAAGGAGCGAUUGCUAAAUGAAGAAAAACUAAUCCAGGAGAAACUGGCUCAUGUUCAAGAUGAAAUGGAUUUGCUGAGCCAGGGUGCAUUCAGUGAAGAGAGGAAGUUCCUGAAAAGCCAGGCAGCUGCAUCUGCCCUGGAAUUAUUUCAAAAGGAAAACAAGAAAGCAAAAUAUUAUCUUGAAGCAGCCUCAAAGUGCAAUUCUGAUUUGCAACAGAAAUGUAGCAGACUAAAAAUAGAGCUGGAGGUCUUGGGGACGGAGGACGGCAGCAUUAUUGAGGAUUAGCUUGCAGUCCACCAUAGUGCAGCACAGGAUGAAAUGUUUAUGUGUACAGCAGGAACUUUGCUUUAGCACUGACAGAAAUCAUCUUCGUGGAAUAUUGGAUGUCUUGUUUUACCCUUAAAUUUGUGGCAAACGAUUUGCAGUUAAUAAAUUCCUGUUACCAGUGCUGUCAUGAAAAUGGUGUAAUGGAAUUUUUA
Messenger RNA from Candoia aspera, 1285 nucleotides. RefSeq names its product synaptonemal complex central element protein 1-like. Gene Ontology annotation, biological process: synaptonemal complex assembly. Gene Ontology annotation, cellular component: synaptonemal complex. The record is from RefSeq and is a predicted model, not a curated record. The transcript is spliced from 11 exons. Bases 327 to 1091 code for a protein of 254 amino acids. NCBI's taxonomy places the organism in Eukaryota, Metazoa, Chordata, Lepidosauria, Squamata, Candoiidae.